This is a messenger RNA of Zingiber officinale, 1638 nucleotides long. RefSeq names its product DNA mismatch repair protein MSH6-like. Gene Ontology annotation, molecular function: mismatched DNA binding; ATP binding. Lineage: Eukaryota; Viridiplantae; Streptophyta; Magnoliopsida; Zingiberales; Zingiberaceae. The record is from RefSeq and is a predicted model, not a curated record. Bases 315 to 1595 code for a protein of 426 amino acids. Gene Ontology annotation, cellular component: chromatin; nucleus. The transcript is spliced from 6 exons. Gene Ontology annotation, biological process: mitotic sister chromatid cohesion; mismatch repair.
ACGUCAAAUUAACGGUCCGCAGAGAAUAAGUGGCUGUUUACUUGGAAGGAAGAAGAAAGGCAUGCGCAUCCAUUUCUCGCCAAUAGUUUUAGUUCCACUCCCUCUCUCUCGUCUCCUUUUACUCCACGGCGGUAAACACAGCGUAAUCGCGAGUUUCGUGCCGCCGUCGAGAAGUAGCGUCCGGGCCGCUCACGUGGACAAGCGCUCGUGGAUUCCCGCCUUUUCCUCUUCUCUGAUUCCCGCCGCUCCGUCUCUCGACCUCCUGCUCAAAAGCCCUCGUCGCCUCUCUCCGAAGCCUUCGAUCUCCACCGCUAAUGGUGCCUUCCCGCCGCCUUAGCGGUCGCUCGCCGCUUGUUCGGAAGCAGAGCCAGAUCACCACCUUCUUCUCUCCCGGCCAGGCUUCCAAGCGAAGCCCUAAUCCUAGCCCUAAUCCCAGCCCAAGUGCCGAUCCCUCUCCGCCCCAACCCAAGGAGAAGAAGCCGCGGCUCGUGAUCUCCCCUUCCUCCUCUCCCGGUGCCAACACUCCUCCCUCUGCCGCCAAGAGUGGCUUCUCGGAGGAUGUGGUCGGUAGGCGGAUCAAAGUCUUCUGGCCCCUUGACAAGGUCUGGUACGAAGGGAGGGUCUCUUCCUUCGAUGCUUUGCAAGGGAAGCACCUGGUCCUGUAUGAUGACGGAGAGGAUGAGGCGCUUGAUCUUAGCAGAGAGAAGUUUGAGUGGGUGGAGGAGGAGCCGCCAAGAAGGCUCCGUCGGCUGAGGCGGUUGUCGUGCACGGUGGAGAAGGAUUGUAACUCAGGGAAUGUGGAGGAUGGGGUUGGCGAGGAGGAUUCUAGUGGUGACGAGGAAUGGAGAAAGGUUGGGGGAAAGGACUCGGAGGAAGAUGACUCAGAUGAGGUGGAAUUGGAGGAUGAGGACGACGUGGUUGUGGCGAACUCGAGUGGCCGGUCCAGGACAUCUACAGGUUCAAAGAAAAGGAAGAAGAUGGACGUUGAAAGCUUAGAUUGUACUAAAAAAUUAAAUUUUGGUGGAAAUGGAGGGAAGAUUAUGAAUAAAUCCUCCCCAUGUGCAGCGGAAAUUACUUCCUUUUGCUCACCCUUGACUAGUGAUAAGAGGGCACAAAUCCAGACUGCUAUUAACAACAUUCUAACUUCUGAAGUAGCCGAACGGUUUGAGAGACGAGAAGCAGAGAAGUUCAGAUUCUUGCGGGUAGGGCGUAUGGAUGCUAAAAGGAGAUGCCCUGGAGAUGAAAACUAUGAUCCAAAAACUCUUUAUUUGCCACCUGAAUUUUUGAAGACCUUGUCAGGUGGACAGAGGCAAUGGUGGGAAUUCAAGUCAAAGCAUAUGGAUAAGGUUUUAUUCUUCAAGAUGGGGAAGUUCUAUGAAUUGUUUGAGAUGGAUGCUCAUAUUGGCGUUCGAGAACUUGAUUUGCAAUAUAUGAAGUUGGAAGCUAUUGAUGGAGAUGAUAGCAUCCACCUUCUUGAUUUUCUUCACCAGGUUCUUGUUGUCCAAGCUAGAAGACAAAUAUUAAGAGGACCAGGGGAUAAGAGAUUAUGGAAAGGAAGGGAACACAAGCUAACUAUACAUAAUUUAUAUGUAUAAUACCAAGGCCUUAUCCCCAAUUUGAAACACUAUAAACAUCAAU